Xylaria bambusicola is the source of this 883-nucleotide messenger RNA. RefSeq lists its product as uncharacterized. Bases 88 to 564 code for a protein of 158 amino acids. Lineage: Eukaryota; Fungi; Ascomycota; Sordariomycetes; Xylariales; Xylariaceae. The transcript has 4 exons. The record is from RefSeq and is a predicted model, not a curated record.
AUACCAUACCGUACAUAUUUGAAAAACGACCUACCACUCAAAUCGCCAGCACAUCAUUCAACCGUUGAAGGAGGUAAAUUAGCCAUCAUGAAGCUCGUCGCUAUCUUACUUGCCUUUGCUAGUAUCGUCGUCACCCAGGACCUUGGUAAUCUUCCCGAUUGUGCAAAGAGUUGUCUGGCCGAGUAUACAACCGGCAACAAGAUAGGGGAUUGCGCCAGGCUCGACGCCAAGUGCAUCUGCGCUAGCGAUACUUUCAUCAGCGGCAUCGCGUGCUGUUUGGCUGGCGUCUGCAACGCCGACGAACAACAGCAGGCCGUCGACUUUGCCCGUAGUUUCUGCAGCACACAGGGAGUCACAGAUCUUCCACAGUCAGUGACCUGUGCCACCGCGUCGCCGUCGUCUUCUUCUUCUUCGCCUGCCAGCACGCCGACCUCUGGGUCGACAAACCCCACAGUCGCAGGCACCCCGAGCGCGACAGUCACGCCGAACGCGGCCUUACCUUCUAAAUCGGGGGCUAACGCCGGCCUUUUCGGCGGCGUGCUCGCCGCGUUAGCGAUGCUGUGAGGCGGCUAUUGGGCAAUGCUGCCUUGGAUAUGCUUGAAUUCAUCGAAGGCGGGGCGCAAAAUGCGAGGAUUUAUAAUAUGUACAUCGAGAUGAGGUCCAGAGCGGCCAUGAGCGGCUAUGAGCAACACUGAGCGACACUGAGUGGCAGGAAAAUGUAAUAAGGCUGCGUAUUUAUGAUGAGGGCACAAGUCAUAGCUCUUUUAAUUUGGCAAUGAUCACCGGUAUUGCUGCUCAGAUCUCAGGUGAUAUUACGUGAUUUGACGGCAUUCGACUGUCUACUAUUCGUAGUGUGCCUAGACUGAACGAAGAGAUUCCUUAU